Molecule: messenger RNA, 718 nt
Organism: Trematosphaeria pertusa
Lineage: Eukaryota; Fungi; Ascomycota; Dothideomycetes; Pleosporales; Trematosphaeriaceae
Product: ribosomal protein S1
Exons: 3
Coding region: 1-351 (116 amino acids)
Biological process (GO): translation
Cellular component (GO): ribosome; cytosolic small ribosomal subunit
Molecular function (GO): structural constituent of ribosome; RNA binding
Source: RefSeq, a predicted model, not a curated record
AUGUCCUACAACAAGCCCGAGAAGGACUUCGGCGAUGGCCCUAAGGUCCACAAGAUCCGCAUCACGCUCACGAGCCGCAACGUCAAGAGCCUCGAGAAGGUCUGCUCCGAGCUGAUCGAGAGGGCCAAGACCAAGGAUCUCCGCGUCAAGGGCCCCGUCCGCCUCCCGACCAAGAACCUCAAGAUCACCACCCGCAAGACCCCUUGCGGUGAAGGCUCGAAGACCUGGGAUACCUUCGAAAUGCGCAUCCACAAGCGAUUGAUUGAUCUCAACGCGCCGACUGAGGUCGUCAAGCAGAUUAUCAUCAACAUCGAGGCCGGCGUCGAGGUCGAAGUCACCAUUGCGGCAUAAGGGCAUGGCGGAGACAUGGACAAGCGGGGAUGGAGUGUUUGAGGUGUGAUAUAUGACGUGGUCAUGGUAGCCAGCUUAGCUGGGAUACUUAAAAUGAAAAGGAUUUGAUUCCACUUUGGUUCAUGACCAGCCGCUUGCCUGCGGUCGUCCCGCGGCACGUUAUUCCAAUGACUACGGGACCGCGCAACAUACUACAAGAAUUGGGAGGACUUCCUUAGUAGUCUUAUAAUUUCUAGUUUGUGCUCUCAUAGAUGGGACGCGCGCUUGCCUUUGGAUCGCUUGGCCCAAACAACUCCGGUGCUUUUUGCAUACUCUGGCUCUAAGCCAGAUAUAAAGGGUUGGGCCAGCUAGGGCUGUUCAAAGUAUA